GCCCCUUGACAUGUUCAGUUCCUGUUUGGACAGUGAAGAGUUGACACGCAGAGCGUUUUCCACGAUAUACAAGUAGACUUACAAAGAUGCCUGUCGAUUAUGUCAGUAUUGCGUAUGCGGUUACAGUUGCUGCUGGAGGUAUCCUGGGUUAUACUAGAGCGGGCAGUGUCCCUUCCUUGGCCGCAGGUGUGAUCUGCGGAGGGCUGAUGGGGUAUGGUGCCUACCAAACAUCACAGGACCCCAAAAAUGUUAUGCUUUCACUUGUGACCUGUUGUAUAUUGGCUCUUGUCAUGGGAUCCAGAUUUUAUGGUUCAGGGAAGUUCAUGCCAGCAGGUCUAGUGUUGAUUUUGAGCAUACUUAUGGUGGCAAGAUUUGGAUACAGGCUAACCCAGAAGUAAAUGGAGAAGUGGAUAGUUUGAGAAUUUCAAUGUCAUAAAAAAUUAAUUAUUUGAAUGUAAAAUACUGAAGUAUGUUCAGUUUCCUUGCCAUAAUAUGGGUUGAAAGUGUUUUAUAACUUGUUCCAUCCUUCAUUCAACUGCAUUUGUCAGACACUUUAUGCAACAAACUUAUAUAUAUAUAUAAAAUGAGUCGAAUCUGAAUCAUAGAAGUAAAUAUUUAACAUGGUUUUAAUAAAAUUAAAUGAAACUAAACUUUGAUAUUAUAUUUACUAGUUAUAGUCAACAGGCUAAGCCGACAUUAUUCAGAAUGCACAUGUAGCUAGCAAUUUGGUUUAGACUUGUGGGGGCGAGCCUAUUAACUAUUUGCUGUACAGAAUCCAGAAACAACAUAAGUACAGAAGAGUUAAACCAAAUUGCUAGCUACAUGUACAUUCUGAAUUAUGUCAGCUUAGCCUGUUGACUAUAGUCGACAGUGGGAAAGAGGGAACUUGAAAUAGCCUAUAGUCAACAACAGGAAUGAGGGAGCACAUAUGUAUUUUUUUUUUUUUUUUUUUUUUAAAUAUACAUAUACUAACAUUUGAAUUGAGGGCUACUUGCAAUGUAGACAAUGGUUUAUUCUUUGGUGCUACAAAAAAUGUUAAUUUGUAUCAAAUAUUCCUCAAUAUAGUAUCGCAGAUACAAUUCAUUUUACAUCAUAUAAUCUGAAUAAAAUUUGUGGAAAGGGAGAUGAGUGUACAUCGUGAAGUAUUUGUUUGUGUUCUGUUAAUGUUUAAGACUGAUUGACAUACAACUAUAAAUCAUUAAGAUAUUCUGUGAAUAAAAUUGUUUAUUGUAAAUCAA
Molecule: messenger RNA, 1238 nt
Organism: Pecten maximus
Lineage: Eukaryota; Metazoa; Mollusca; Bivalvia; Pectinida; Pectinidae
Product: transmembrane protein 14C-like
Exons: 4
Coding region: 87-398 (103 amino acids)
Biological process (GO): regulation of heme biosynthetic process
Cellular component (GO): mitochondrial membrane
Source: RefSeq, a predicted model, not a curated record